This is a messenger RNA of Physeter macrocephalus (sperm whale), 1071 nucleotides long. It is a transcript of the gene TRMT61A, whose product is annotated as tRNA methyltransferase 61A. NCBI's taxonomy places the organism in Eukaryota, Metazoa, Chordata, Mammalia, Artiodactyla, Physeteridae. The transcript is spliced from 4 exons. Gene Ontology annotation, biological process: tRNA methylation. The record is from RefSeq and is a predicted model, not a curated record. Gene Ontology annotation, molecular function: tRNA (adenine(58)-N1)-methyltransferase activity. Gene Ontology annotation, cellular component: nucleus; tRNA (m1A) methyltransferase complex. Bases 155 to 1066 code for a protein of 303 amino acids.
CUCCGCAGGGCCAGGGUGGCAGUGCGCGGGUGGGGGUCGCCCUGCACUUCCCUGCAGCCUCCCGUGGCCGCCCCCAGCCCUGUGCCAGCCUGGCGUGAGCCGCCGCCUUCCUCUACACAGGCCAGGUGCAUAUCCUGCCUCCUGGCCCCCUUACAUGUUCAUGCCGACACACCUCCCAGGUCCCUGGCACCUGCCAGACAGCAACACCAUGAGCUUCGUGGCGUAUGAGGAGCUGAUCAAAGAGGGUGACACAGCCAUCCUGUCACUGGGCCAUGGUGCGAUGGUGGCAGUGCGUGUGCAGCGUGGGGCCCAGACCCAGACCCGGCACGGCGUCCUUCGGCAUUCAGUAGACCUCAUUGGCCGCCCCUUCGGCUCCAAGGUGACCUGCGGCCGAGGCGGCUGGGUGUAUGUGCUGCAUCCCACACCUGAGCUCUGGACACUGAACCUGCCACACCGCACCCAGAUCCUCUACUCCACCGACAUUGCCCUGCUCACCAUGAUGCUGGAGCUUCGGCCAGGCUCCGUGGUCUGUGAAUCGGGCACCGGCAGCGGCUCCGUGUCCCACGCCAUCAUCCGCACCAUCGCACCCACGGGCCACCUGCACACGGUGGAGUUCCACCAGCAGCGGGCGGAGAAGGCUCGGGAGGAGUUCCAGGAGCACCGCGUGGGCCGAUGGGUGACCGUGCGCAACCAGGACGUGUGCCGCAGCGGCUUCGGCGUGAGCCGCGUGGCCGACGCUGUCUUCCUGGACAUCCCCUCGCCUUGGGAGGCCGUGGGCCAUGCCUGGGACGCCCUGAAGGUCGAAGGCGGGCGCUUCUGCUCCUUCUCGCCGUGCAUCGAGCAGGUGCAGCGCACGUGCCAGGCGCUGGCGGCCUGCGGCUUCUCGGAGCUGAGCACCCUGGAGGUGUUGCCCCAGGUCUACAACGUGCGCACCAUCAGCCUGCCCGCGCCCGACCUGGGGGCCAGUCCGGGCCCCGACGCCGGCCCCUUCCGCAGCGGCAUGCCCAUGAAGGAGACCGUGGGCCACACCGGCUACCUGACCUUCGCCACCAAGACCCCAGGCUAGUGAGC